Python bivittatus (Burmese python) is the source of this 963-nucleotide messenger RNA. RefSeq names its product olfactory receptor 2G3-like. Gene Ontology annotation, biological process: G protein-coupled receptor signaling pathway. The record is from RefSeq and is a predicted model, not a curated record. Gene Ontology annotation, molecular function: olfactory receptor activity; G protein-coupled receptor activity. Lineage: Eukaryota; Metazoa; Chordata; Lepidosauria; Squamata; Pythonidae. Gene Ontology annotation, cellular component: membrane.
AUGUUCUAUAGAAAUGCAUCAUGGAAAGAAAUUAAUCAAAGCUACCAAGGGGAAUUCAUCUUAUUGGGAGUGGCUGACCGGCCACGCUUGGAGAUGUUCCUCUUUGUCUUUGUCCUGGCCUGCUACUUGAUGACCCUCCUAGGCAACACAACCAUCAUUGUGGUGUCAAGAUUAGAUCCCCAUCUCCACACCCCCAUGUAUUUCUUCCUCAGCAACCUUUCCUUCCUUGACCUCUGCUUCACCACCAGCCUUGGGCCCCAGAUGCUGGUGAACUUCUGGAGAAAGAGCAAGACCAUCACUUAUGGUGCCUGCGUGGUUGAGCUGUACAUCUCUUUUGCUUUGGGCUCUACAGAGUGCAUUUUGUUGGCUGUCAUGGCCUACGACCGCUAUGCUGCAGUCUGUCAUCCACUGCCCUAUGCUGUCUUGAUGAACCAAUCUCUUUGCUUCACAAUGGCUGCUGUCUCCUGGAUGAGUGGUUUUAGUACUUCAGUAAUAGAGACAGUAAUGACUGUAAGACUCCCACGGUGUGGACAGAAUCAGGUAGACCAUUUUUUCUGUGAAGUGCCAGCCUUGCUGAAAUUGGCCUGUGUUGACACCACUCUCAAUGAAGCUGUACUCUUUGUCUCGAGUGUAAUUUUCCUUGUAAUACCACUGGGUCUCAUCAUAAUCUCAUAUGGCUACAUUGCAGCUUCUGUGCUGAGGAUCCACUCAGCUGAAGGCAGGCAGAAGUCCUUCAACACUUGUGCCUCCCACUUGAUGGUGGUGUCCCUCUUCUAUGGCACAGCCAUCUUCAGUUAUCUCCAGCCUCCGUCCAACUACUCCCGUGAUCGAGGCAAGAUGAUUUCCCUUUUCUAUACGUUUGUCACCACCAUGCUUAAUCCACUGAUCUAUACUUUAAGGAACAAAGAGGUACAGAAAGCUCUCCGAAGAAUAAUGAAGAUCAAGAAUAAUGAAGGUCAAUAA